AUGGCCGAAACAACUGAAAAGAAGAAGAGUGAUGUCGCGGAGGUGCUCAUGAAAAAGAGAAAGAAUUUUAAUGCAAAGAAAUUUUUCGUCGACCUUCUCACUGGAGGUACAGCUGCAGCCAUCUCGAAAACCGCCGUCGCCCCUAUUGAAAGAGUGAAACUUCUGCUCCAGGUAAAGAUUUGCGGAUGUUUUCUCAUCAAACAUUUGAUAGAACGUCUUGUUUUCCUCCUGGAUGUGAUGUAG
This is a messenger RNA of Strongylus vulgaris, 243 nucleotides long. The record is from the annotation of a GenBank genome assembly. Lineage: Eukaryota; Metazoa; Nematoda; Chromadorea; Rhabditida; Strongylidae.